UUUUCAUUCAAUAUUGGUGAGCGACUGAAGUUAAAAGGACAGAUCGUUGAAUCAAACGGGAAAGGAAAACAUUUCUCAUUUCUCUCAUUCUGACAAAAGCCUCCCGCAAUCUAGGGCUUCUCAAUCCCCAAAUUUCUAUCAUUGUUCGAUCUGAACAGUUUCUUAUCUUCCUUUUCAUCUCCUCACCAACUUCUUUUGAUCGACGGAUUCGUAUGACAGUAUCGAUAAUGACGAUUUCUGAUUCGUGUGAUAUGAUGGAGAACGGAGCAGUUGGCUUGCCGUGCACACCGGAGGAAGAAAAACGGAUCAUAACGGAGUUAACCAACAAAGCAGAGUCUAACAUGAAAGAAGGGAAUUUAUACUAUAUUAUUUCCAACAGGUGGUUCACAGGCUGGCAGAGAUACACCGGGCAUGGCAUUGGUUCUUAUUCAUGUGAUAAUCAUUCUGAUGAUUCUCAGCCUAUGUUUCAAUUAGAAGCAGCAGAUAGACCUGGUCCAAUUGAUAAUACUGAUAUAGUAUUAAAAGGAAGUGACUCUGAGGAUGAGGAUCCACAGCUUCUUAGAACACUGGAGGAAGGACGUGACUAUGUUUUAGUUCCUCAAGAAGUUUGGGAGAAGCUUUUUUACUGGUACACUGGAGGACCGACAUUAGUGAGGAAGUUGAUAUCUCAGGGUAUUCAGAAGACAUUCAUUGUGGAAGUAUAUUCUUUAUGCCUUAAGCUAAUUGAUUCCAGAGAUAACAGUCAAUCACUUAUAAGGUUGAGCAGAAAGGCUUCUUUACAUGAUCUUUAUGAGAGGGUGUGUGCACUUAAAAGGGUAGAGUCAGAAAAGGCAUGUAUCUGGGACUAUUUUAAUGGACGGAAGCAUGUAACAUUAUCGAAUUCAAACCAAACCCUGGAGGAAGUUAACUUGCAAAUGGACCAAGAUAUUCUCCUGGAGGUUCAAAGUGAUGGAUUUUGGUCAUCUGGAUAUGGCAAGGACUCAACUGACAAUGAGUUAGCAUUGGUUCCAAUAGAACCAUUAAGAUCAUCUGUGACAAUUGCCGGGGGCCCAACUUUGUCCAAUGGUUGUUCAACUGGUUACGGUUCUAGUUUUUUUCGCAGAAGUACUUUGAGUUCCCCAUCUAAGGAUAUGGAGGAUGAAUGUGACAUAUCAAGGCCUGUAACAAGAGGAGGUAGAAGAGGUUUGGCGGGAUUGCAGAAUUUGGGAAAUACUUGUUUUAUGAAUAGUUCUAUUCAGUGUUUAGUCCAUACACCACCUCUCGUUGAUUACUUCUUGCAGGAUUACACUGAUAAGAUCAACAGGCAAAAUCCUUUAGGAAUGCAUGGUGAGAUUGCACUUGCAUUUGGUGAGUUAUUGAGGAAACUCUGGUCCUCUGGGCAAACAUCAAUUGCACCACGUGAAUUUAAGGGAAAACUUGCUCGAUUCGCUCCCCAGUUUAUUGGGUAUAAUCAACAUGAUUCUCAAGAACUCCUUGCCUUCUUGCUGGACGGAUUGCAUGAAGAUUUGAAUCGUGUUAAACAAAAGCCUUACUUUGAAACAAAGGACUUCGAUGGUCGCGCUGAUGAGGAAGUUGCAGAUGAGUGUUGGAGAUAUCACAAGGCCCGGAAUGACUCCGUAAUUGUGGAUGUUUUCCAAGGUCAAUAUAAGUCAACAUUGGUUUGCCCAGUUUGUAGCAAAAUUUCAAUAACAUUUGAUCCCUUCAUGUACUUAUCCUUGCCACUGCCUUCAACGGUUACUCGGAGAAUGACAAUAACUGUGUUUUAUGGUGAUGGGGGUGGUCUUCCGAUGCCAUAUACUGUUACUGUCCUAAAACAUGGUUGCUGUAAAGAUCUUAAUCAGGCUUUGGUUACUGCAUGCUGCUUAAAGAGUGAUGAAUGCCUAUUGCUUGCAGAGGUCUAUGAACAUCGGAUAUAUCGGUACUUGGAGAUUCCUUUGGAACCGUUGUCCUCUAUAAAAGAUGAUGAAUAUGUUGUGGCCUACAGGCUUCCCAAAAAGCAGGCAGAAUUGACAAGACUUGAGAUAAGUCAUCGAUAUCUAGACAACUGUAUGUCAGAUAAUUUGAAGGGCUUUGAGAGGAAGCUCUUUUUGACCCCACUGGUUACGUGUUUAGAAGACUCGCAUACUGGAGCUGGUAUCAAUAUUGCUGUUAGUAAAAUGAUGUCUUUGUUUAGAAGGAAAACAUUCUCUAGUUUGACUGAGGCUCAUAGUAGCAAGGAAAAUGGUUGUGCAUCAGAAGCUAUUGAUGAAUUAAUGAACAGCAGCAAUGACAAUUCUGGACCUGAGAACCACUUGACAGACAAAACAAAAUUGGAAGAAACAUCCUGCACAGAGUUUUGCUUUCAGCUCUGCAUAACAGAUGACAGGGGUUUGAACUGCCGGCCAAUUGUAGAGGAUUCACUCAUAAAACCUGGUAAGCUGGUCAAGGUUCUACUGAAUUGGACUGAUAAAGAACAUGAAUUAUAUGAUGCUAGCUACCUCAAGGAUCUCCCUGAGGUUAAUAAGACGGGGCUUACCAUGAAGAAAACCCGGCAGGAAGGGGUCUCACUAUUUUCAUGCUUGGAUGCAUUCUUAAAGGAGGAACCACUCGGGCCUGAUGACAUGUGGUAUUGUCCUCGUUGCAAGGAACACAGACAAGCAACCAAGAAGUUGGACUUGUGGAGGUUGCCAGAUAUACUUGUCUUUCACUUGAAACGGUUCUCAUAUAGCCGAUACCUGAAGAACAAACUCGACUCCUUUGUAAAUUUUCCCAUUCAUGAUCUUGAUUUAAGCAGCUAUGUGAAGUGUAAGGAUGCUUCUACAAAUUCUCAUGCGUACGAGCUAUAUGCCGUUAGCAACCAUUAUGGUGGCCUAGGUGGUGGGCACUAUUCUGCUUAUGCUAAGUUAAUUGAUGAGAACAAAUGGUAUCAUUUUGAUGACUCCCACGUUUCACCAGUUAGUGAAGCUGAGAUCAGGACAUCUGCUGCCUAUGUGUUGUUCUACCAAAGAGUUGAAACCUGAACCGAGUAUGGAGUGGGAGAGUCAUCCCAGGGGGCAUGUUAAUUUUUUUGAAGGCCAUAGCCCUAUGCAUGCAUCUAAAUUUUGCAUUUUUUAUGGCUUUACUGCCAUCUCUUCCGAGGAAAAUCUGAUUUGGUUGAAAUAUUUUCAGCCAAAUGACAUAUGUUUUAGCAUUAUAGAACAAAUGUGCUGACCUUUGGGUUGAAAACAAGAAUAUUGUAUAGGCAUUUUGGACAUCAAUCAAUUCUGUAGGGUUGUGAUUUAUAACAUGGCUCCGGAUGAUAAAAUGUAUAACAUCUCAGUAGACAUGGCAACAAGAUGGACAUUAGUUGUUGAAAAUUUCAAUCUUCUGAAGGAAGAAUUCUGGAUACUUUUGAA
Cornus florida is the source of this 3374-nucleotide messenger RNA. Its product is annotated as ubiquitin carboxyl-terminal hydrolase 9-like. NCBI's taxonomy places the organism in Eukaryota, Viridiplantae, Streptophyta, Magnoliopsida, Cornales, Cornaceae. Gene Ontology annotation, biological process: protein deubiquitination. Gene Ontology annotation, molecular function: cysteine-type deubiquitinase activity. The coding region runs from base 213 to 2999 and encodes 928 amino acids. The record is from RefSeq and is a predicted model, not a curated record. The transcript has 14 exons.